GGUGGAGCUGCAGCUCUCCAGCCCUGGGUUGUACAGUUCACAGAGAACCCAAGGGACACCGUUACUCUAGGACUGUAACCUGUUCAAGAGAGACACCGGCUACCGGUCUCUGUGGCUUUCUCCAUUUGUGUGGAUAAUGGAGGAGGAAGAAAGCAGUCCCUUGCUGUCUCAGGACACCGCUGACCCAGAGCAGCCGCCCACCAGGAACUGUCUACCUACUGCAAAUAUUCCACAUACAUCACUCUGGGAGAAUCAAAAAGGGGCCUGGGGCUGCAGACGCUGUCCUAUAGCAAAGCACAAGGCCUGGAAGGAAGACCAGGCCUCCUCCCUCCCCCUUUCCACAGGGAGCAACUGUGUCAAGUAUCUGAUUUUCCUCUCUAACUUCAUCUUCUCCCUGCCGGCUCUACUGGCCUUCGCUGCAGGGCUCUGGGGCCUGGCUGUUAAAAGGUCUCAGGGGAGCGGCUGGGGUGGACCCCUGCCGACAGACCCCAUGCUGUUGCUGGUGCUAGGAGGCCUGGUAGUCAGUGUGGUGAGCCUGUCUGGAUGUCUGGGUGCUCUCUGUGAGAACAGCUGCCUACUGCACUGCUACGGUGGGGCUGUCCUCUUUUGUCUGGCACUGGAAGCCCUGGCAGGGGCUCUAGUGGUGACCCUCUGGAACCCACUGCAGGACAGCCUGAAGUAUACACUUCAUGAGGCCAUCACCCACUACUGGGAUGACCCAGAUCUGCACUUCCUCCUCGACCAAGUCCAGCUGGGGCUGCAAUGCUGUGGAGCGGUAUCCUACCAAGAUUGGCAACAGAACCUCUACUUCAACUGCAGUUCUCCGGGCAUUCAAGCCUGCAGCCUUCCUGCCUCCUGCUGCAUCAACCCCCAGGAAGACGGAGCUGUAGUGAACACUCGGUGUGGAUUGGGGGCAUUGUACCUGGACCGGAAGGCAGCUGGACAAGUAGUUUACCUGCAGGGCUGCUGGCCUGCGCUGCAAGAAUGGCUUCGGGGGAACAUUGGUCCCAUAGGUGGCUGUGCUAUCGCUGUUGUCAUGAUCCAAGGGACUGAACUCCUCUUGGCUGCCUGCCUGCUAAGGGCCCUAGGUGUCCACAAGGUAGCAGAGGACAUAGAACCAGACCCUUUGUCAGCUGCUGGCACUACUGUCUCCACCAAGCAGAGCUGAGAAGACUACGACAGACCAAGCUCCAAGCUUCUCCCCACCUUCCAGGAAAGGUGACAGGGCUUCCACUUCUGGCCCUGGCUUCUUUGCUACAUCUGUUCUGUCAGUCCCCAAGACUCACCUAGAUAGCCUCUGUGCUGCUCCAAUUUCACAAUUUCACUCCUGAUUUCUCAGGACCCAGCUAAGCCCAUGGCUGUCUUUUGCAAAGGCCACCCUGGCGAUCUGUGUCUGCUCCUACCUGCCCUGCGCCCCCUAGAUGGCAGGAGGAGCCAGGGCUGGGGGCUCUCUCUUCCAAUCUUAGCCAGCCACCUUCUCUGAUCUGUCUCACACUGACUGGCUCUAGGUUCCCAUUUCAUCACUACUGGCUUCUCAUGGGUCUCCUCUUGCUUCCUGGUCUUUAGUAAGAUGUGGGGUAAUGCCUAGGGCACACCCUGUACAAAACUUUUUGGUAGGAGGAAGACUUUGCUUAUUGGUAUGUCCAUUCAUAUUUGUAUAGUAAACUAUAGAUCUCACAA
This is a messenger RNA of Grammomys surdaster, 1680 nucleotides long. It is a transcript of the gene Tspan10, whose product is annotated as tetraspanin 10. Bases 137 to 1168 code for a protein of 343 amino acids. Gene Ontology annotation, cellular component: membrane. The record is from RefSeq and is a predicted model, not a curated record. The transcript is spliced from 3 exons. Lineage: Eukaryota; Metazoa; Chordata; Mammalia; Rodentia; Muridae.